AUUUGCUAACAGUCGUGGCCGCUCGUAAGUCCCAACAUAGACACUCCUCUUCUCCCUCAGAAACCCCUUUUCCUUUCGGCUAAACAAAUAUCUUCUUGUUCCAAUCGCCCUGAUAUUUAUAUUUAAACCACGCGCUCACUCUUUUUUCAGUCUCUACUUCUCGCGAUAUUUUUCGCCGUCGGCAAGAGAUUAUUGUAGCGUAAAGACAAAGCAAUGGCGCCGCCGGUUAUUGAAGGUGGCGGAGGAGAACAGCCGGCCCCUGCGCAGCAGCAGCGGCAGCAGGGAGGAGUUGGACAGAUGCUGACGGGGAUAAUAAGAGUAGCGGUUUUCUGGUACUUCGCUUCCAAGUUUUUCUCGCCGAAAAAGCCAAUCUCCUCCGAUCCGUCUGUUCCUAAUUUCCAGAUCUCCAAUCUCUUCCACAAAGGCGAACCUUUGGACAUGUGGUUCUAUCUUUCCGAACAAGAAAAAUUCAGUGACUUUGGCAGUGAAAGUGCACUUAUUUGGCAUGAGACAAAUAUACCAUAUGCAGUUUGGGGACCAGAAAGUACCAGGUCUAUUUCUUUGAAGUAUAAUCCAUCAGAGGCAGUGAAGCAUAAUGGGAGUCUAUAUGCUCAUGUUUUCUUUGCACGUUCUGGGUAUUCACCCGAUCCAAAUGAUCCCGAGUAUCAGCCAUUGGCUGCUUUUGGACAGACAUAUUCUGUUGUGAAAUAUUUACCCAAAUCUAAAGCAGACAAGAAGAAGAGCCUUUUAAAAAAUUCUGAGGACUCAAAUGAGGGUCUUACCAUUCCUGAGGCAGUUCAAGAAGCACAGGAUGAUCUUAAGGAGGAUGCUCCUGUUGAGUGGAUUUCAUAUUGGAAACCUAAUGUUACAAUCAACUUGGUUGAUGAUUUUACUAGAUACACUGGAAAUGCGAUUCCACCUAUUGUUGCUCCUUAUAUGAAUAUCGAACCCACAACAGGAAACUACUAUCCGACCGUUUUCUUCAACGAGUUUUGGUUACUUAGGGAUAAAUUAAUAGCUCUCAAUGAAUCAGUAACUGAGGUGCCUCUGCAUUUAGAGGUGAGCCCCAUGAGCAUGACGAAAUGGCAGCUAUUCCUGCAGAUUGACCAAUCCUUCCAGGUUCAUCGUAGUUAUGGUAGCAUGCUCGAGGGGGAGUCUGAUGAACUAAAGAGAGUUUUUUUGGAAGGAAAUCCAUACCUUUUGGGAGUGACCAUGAUGGUCUCACUACUGCAUUCAGUAUUUGACUUCUUGGCGUUCAAGAAUGAUAUUCAAUUUUGGAAUAAAAACAAAUCCAUGGAAGGGUUGUCUGCAAAAUCAGUCAUCGUGAACUUUAUUUGCCAGCUCAUUGUCUUCCUGUACUUGCUUGAUAAUGAUACUUCAUGGAUGAUACUUGCAAGUUCUGGUAUUGGUUGUUGUAUAGAGUUCUGGAAAAUAGGGAAGGCGAUGCACAUUGAGAUUGACAGAUCUGGUAGAAUACCUAUGUUGAGGUUCCGAGAUCGGGAAUCGUAUGCUGGAAAUAAGACGAAAGAAUAUGAUGAUCUUGCCAUGAAGUAUUUGUCCUAUGUGUUGUUCUUCCUUGUCGUGUGCUUUUCCAUAUACUCUCUAAUGUAUGAACGUCACAAGAGUUGGUACUCGUGGAUCCUCUCAUCCAUGACAAGCUGCGUCUAUAUGUUCGGUUUUGUUAUGAUGUGUCCCCAGUUGUUCAUCAAUUAUAAGCUGAAGUCUGUUGCUCAUUUACCUUGGAGGCAGAUGACUUACAAAUUUCUCAAUACCAUUAUUGAUGAUUUGUUUGCAUUUGUAAUAAAAAUGCCAUUGCUACAUCGCCUGUCUGUGUUCCGUGAUGAUCUUAUAUUUUUAAUAUACCUAUAUCAGAGAUGGGUCUAUCCAGUGGAUAAGAAACGAGUGAAUGAGUUUGGUUUCGCUGGGGAGGAUACGGAUCAAGCUUCUAGUAGUUCAGAAACUUUAGCACUGAAAGAAGACGAAAAGAAAACUAACUAAGCUGAAUUUCGCUUACGUUUUACUACAGCAUCAAGGAACUAUGGAGUUUGAUUUUAGAAUGUUCUCAGAAAUGAGUAGCUUCAUCGAGAAUCUGAAAUGACAGACAGCGGCUUGAGAGGUAUUUCUGGCACUUCCAGGACAUUAAGCUUCCCCCGACUUUCCUUAAGAUCCUAUUCUUAAUUUUUUUUGAAGUCAUAGUACCAGAAUCUAUUGUCAUAGGUUUUUUGAGUUUGUUUUUCUUUUAUUGCUGUUGGAAUCAUAUGUUUCGGGUGUAACUAAGAUAACUGCUUAGUGACUUUAAUUUACUUGAUAUUUUUGACAAUCUUCAUUCAGAAAAUUUUCAAAUAGCAGUCUUGGAAAAGCUUGCAUA
Nicotiana attenuata is the source of this 2368-nucleotide messenger RNA. RefSeq names its product cleft lip and palate transmembrane protein 1 homolog. Gene Ontology annotation, cellular component: membrane; endomembrane system. The record is from RefSeq and is a predicted model, not a curated record. Bases 214 to 1998 code for a protein of 594 amino acids. NCBI's taxonomy places the organism in Eukaryota, Viridiplantae, Streptophyta, Magnoliopsida, Solanales, Solanaceae. The transcript has 12 exons.